This is a messenger RNA of Lipotes vexillifer (Yangtze River dolphin), 2529 nucleotides long. RefSeq names its product zwilch kinetochore protein (gene ZWILCH). NCBI's taxonomy places the organism in Eukaryota, Metazoa, Chordata, Mammalia, Artiodactyla, Lipotidae. Gene Ontology annotation, cellular component: RZZ complex. Bases 163 to 1953 code for a protein of 596 amino acids. The record is from RefSeq and is a predicted model, not a curated record. The transcript has 19 exons. Gene Ontology annotation, biological process: protein localization to kinetochore; mitotic spindle assembly checkpoint signaling.
GGAAAACUAUUGGGACAGGAAAAACAGCUGUAUGCUAUAAAACAAGUUUAACUUUGUGGACAAACGUAACCUGUUGAGGGGGUGGUGGUAAAAGUAGUCCCGGCGGGGGGUCAUAACCCCGGAAGUCAGCGUCUGGCGCGUAUUUCAGUUUGGCGGUUUCGGAUGCAGUCAAACUGGGGCGGGAUGUGGUCGCGAACUAACCGAGCUGCUGAGGAGUUUUACGCUCAUCUCCUUCAGGAAUUUGAUGAAGAAAAGAAAGGAAUCUGUAAAGAUCCAUUUAUCUAUGAGGCUGAUGUUCAAGUGCAGUUGAUCAGCAAAGGCCAACCAAACCCUUUGAAAAAUAUUCUAAAUGAAAAUGACACAGUAUUCAUUGUGGAAAAAGUGCCUUUAGAAAAGGAAGAAACAAGUCAUGUUGAAGAACUACAGUCUGAAGAAACUGCUAUUUCUGAUUUCUCUACUGGUGAAAAUGUUGGACCACUUGCUUUACCAGUUGGGAGAGCCAGGCAGUUAAUUGGACUUUACACCAUGGCUCACAAUCCUAAUAUGACCCAUUUGAAGAUUAAUCGGCCAGUUACUGCCCUUCCUCCCCUUUGGGUAAGGUGUGAUGGUUCAGAUCCUGAAGGUACCUAUUGGCUGGGAGCUGAGCUUAUCAUAACCAAUAACAUCAUCACAGGAAUUGUCUUGUGCAUGGUCACCUGUAAAGCUGAUAAAAAUUAUUCUGUAAAUCUUGAAGACCUCAAAAAUUCACACAAGAAAAGACAUCACUUGUCUACUUUAACAGCCAGCGGCUUUGCCCAGUAUGAGCUCUUUAAGUCCACUGCCUUGGAUGAUACAGUUGCUGCCUCACAAACUACGAUCACUUUGGAUAUUUCCUGGAGUCCUGUGGAUGAGAUUCUUCAAAUCCCUCCACUCUCUUCAACUGCAACUCUGAAUAUUAAGGUGGAAUUGGGAGAGCCCAGAGGUCCUCUGAAUCAUCUUCACAGACAACUGAAAUUUCUCCUUGUUUUAGCUGAUGGUUUGAGGACUGGUGUAACUGAAUGGCCUGAGUCUCUGGAAGCAAAAUCUGCUGUUGAACUUGUGCAGGAAUUUCUGAAUGACUUAAAUAAGCUGGAUGAAUUUGGUGAUUCUACGAAAAAAACCACAGAGACAGUGAAACAUGACUCUGCUGCAGUUGAUCGGUCCAUGGAGUGUCUUCUCACAGUACGGGGUGAUCUCGAUUUUGCUGAGCAGCUAUGGUGCAAAAUGAGUAGUAGUGUGAUUUCUUAUCAAGACUUGGUGAAGUGUUUCACGUUGAUCAUCCAGAGUCUACAGCGUGGUGAUAUACAGCCAUGGCUUCAUAGUGGGAGUAACAGUUUACUAAGUAAGCUCAUUCAUCAGUCUUACCAUGGAACCAUGGACACGGUUUCUCUCAGUGGGAUUGUUCCAGUUCAGAUGCUUUUGGAAAUUGGUUUGGAUAAACUGAAGAAAGAUUAUAUCUGUUUUUUCAUAGGCCAAGAACUUGCAUCUUUGAAUCAUUUGGAAUAUUUCAUUUCUCCAUCAGUAGAUACACAAGAGCAGGUUCAUCGUGUUCAAAAACUCCACCAUAUUCUCGAAAUAGUAGUCAGUUGCAUGCUUUUCAUUAAACCUCAACAUGAACUCCUCUUUUCUUUAACACAAUCCUGCAUAAAAUUUUAUGAACAAAAUCCUCUCGAUGAGCAACAUAUUUUUCAGCUGCCAGUCAGACCAACUGCUAUAAAAGACUUGUAUCAAAAUGAGAAGCCACAGAAAUGGAGAGUGGAAAUAAACAGUGGUCAAAAGAAGGUGAAAACAGUUUGGCAACUGAGUGACAGCCCACCUGUAGAUCAUCUGAAUUUUCACAGACCUGAUUUUUCUGAAUUAACAUUAAACGGUAGCCUGGAAGAAAGGAUAUCGUUUACUAACAUGGUUACCUGCAGCCAGGUGCACUUCAAGUGAAGUGUGCUGAUGGGGCCCUCUGUAAGCUCAAGCCAAAAAGAGAGAGAGAGAGAGGUGGUGGGAAGGUAAUUAUCACAGAACCUGAAAACAGAUGUAUGUAAACCUUCGAAGGAGAAAAAGGAGGAAGAUCCUGAAGAAGAUCCCAAAGGUUCUCUGUGAAAGAUGCAGCUACAAAAUGGAUGACCCUGUCUCAGCUCAGGCUCCGCAGCAGAAGCAUCAGGAGAACUGCAGCGAUUAGUAUACAGAGGGUGCAGACUGUAGGUACCAUGAUCUCCGUCAUGAUCUGCAUGUAACUUAGAAAAGGCUCUGCGGAGGGGGAGAGAGCAACAUGGCAGAUGAGAAUGUGGUCAUUUUGGCGAAUGCAGCUUCAUCCUGAAAGCUUCAGUUGUCUGGAUAAACUUGGAAAAUGGCAUCAUCACACUUGCUAAUUAUUCUCAUUUGCUCUAAAAGAGAACCUGGUAAAUGUUAUAAAAAAAUUAUGUGAGGGCUUUGUAAGAUAUUUCAGAAAAUAUGGAUUAAGAAUGCUUAAAUCUGGUUCUUCCAUAGGUACUGUAAUAAAGUCUAAAUGUAUGUCAA